CCACCGCCCGCAGCCCGGGGCCGCCCCCGCCGCCGCCGCGCCGCCGCCCCCCCGGCAGCCCAUGCCCGGGAACGCGGAGCUGGAGGAGCGAUUCGGCCGCGUCCUGAAUUCCAUGAACCUGCCCCCGGACAAGAUGAAGCUGCUGAGCCAGUACGACAACGAGAAGAAGUGGGAGCUGAUCUGUGACCAGGAGCGUUUCCAGGUGAAGAACCCUCCAUCUGCCUACAUCCAGAAGCUGAAGAGCUACUUGGACACGGGUGGGGUCAGCAGGAAGUUCAAGAGGAGAGUGCAGGAGUCAACGCAGGUGCUGCGGGAGCUGGAGAUCUCCCUGAGGACCAACUACAUCGGCUGGGUCCAGGAGUUCCUCAACGAGGAGAACAAGGGGCUGGACGUGCUGCUGGAGUACCUCGCCUUCGCCCAGUGCUCCGUCGCGUACGACAUGGAGAGCUCCGAGAACAGCCCCGGCUCUGACAAGGGCAAGGAGAGGUCUCUGGAGGACCUGAACAGGAGCACCUCCUCGUCCCCCACGCAGGGCGCCUCCAAGCCGCGGCCCCUCACUGUAAGGCUGAACCCCUCGCACAGCAGGAAGACGCUGCGCAACUCGCGGCUCGUCAGCCAGAAGGACGAUGUCCAUGUGUGCAUCAUGUGCCUCCGCGCCAUCAUGAACUACCAGUCUGGCUUCAGCCUGGUGAUGAACCACCCAGCCUGCGUCAACGAGAUCACCCUGAGCCUCAACAACAAGAGCGCCAGGACCAAGGCUCUGGUGCUGGAGCUGCUGGCCGCUGUCUGCCUGGUCCGAGGGGGACACGACAUCAUCCUGGCUGCCUUUGACAACUUCAAGGAGGUCUGCGGGGAGAAGAAUCGCUUCGAGAAGCUGAUGGAGUAUUUCCGAAAUGAGGACACCAACAUUGACUUCAUGGUGGCCUGCAUGCAGUUCAUCAACAUCGUGGUGCACUCGGUGGAGAACAUGAACUUCCGAGUGUUCCUGCAGUACGAGUUCACCCACCUGGGGCUGGACCAGUACCUGGAGACUCUGCGCCUCACCGAGAGCGACAAGCUGCAGGUGCAGAUCCAAGCCUACCUGGACAACGUCUUCGACGUGGGGGCCAUGCUGGAGGACUCGGAGACCAAGACGGCGGUGCUGGAGCACAUGGAGGAGCUGCAGGAGCACGUCAGCCAGCUGACAGAGAAGCUGCAGGAUGCGGAGAACGACUCCAUGGCCAAGAUAGCGGAGCUGGAGAAGCAGCUGAGCCAGGCGCGGCGGGAGCUGGAGGCGCUGCGGGAGCAGCUGAGCCCCCCGCGGCCGCCCAGCCCGCCGUGCCCGCAGCCGCAGGAGUGUUACCGGCUGGCGCUGGAGCGGCGGCUGGCGGAGCUCGAGGAGAAGGGGCUGGUGCAGAUCCUGCGUGGGCCCGACGGAGACGUCGCCAUCGAAAUCGUCCCCGUUGUCAUAGAAACCCCCGCAACCCCCGUGGUUUCCGGGGACACCACCCCCACCUGCGCAGAUGCUCCGGCUCUGGCUCCGGUCCCACCUCCCCCGCCCCCCCCCCCCCGCCUCUUGAAGGUGAAGAAGCCGAUCCAGACCAAGUUCCGCAUGCCUGUCUUCAACUGGGUGGCCCUGAAGCCGAGCCAGAUCGACGGCACCGUGUUCACGGAGCUCAACGAUGAGAAAGUGCUGCAGGAGCUGGACAUGAGUGACUUUGAGGAGCAGUUCAAGACCAAGGCACAGGGCCCCGCCCUGGACAUCAGUGCCCUCAAAGCCAAGGCCACGCAGAAGGCCCCCAGCAAGGUGACCCUGAUGGAGUCCAACCGUGCCAAGAACUUGGCCAUCACCCUGCGCAAGGGCGGCCGCAGCGUGCAGGACAUCUGCACAGCCAUCGAGACGUACGACCAGCAAGCCCUGAGCCUCGACUUCCUGGAACUGCUGCUGCGCUUCCUGCCCACCGAGUACGAGCGGAGCCUGAUCGGGAAGUUCGAGCGGGAGCAGCAGCCGCCGGAGGAGCUCUCGGACGAGGAUCAGUUCAUGAUGCGCUUCAGCAAGAUCCCGCGGCUGGCCGAGCGCAUGAACGUCAUGAUCUUCCUGGGCAGCUUCGGGGACACGGCCCAGCUGCUGAUGCCGCAACUCAACGCCAUCAUCGCCGCCUCCAUGUCCCUCAAGUCCUCCAGCAAACUGCGCCACAUCCUCGAGAUCGUCCUGGCCUUUGGGAAUUACAUGAACAGCAGCAAGAGAGGGGCUGCCUACGGCUUCCGACUGCAGAGCCUCGACGCGCUCCUCGAGAUGAAGUCCACAGACCGCAAGCAGACGCUGCUACACUACCUGGUGAGGGUGAUCAUGGAGAAGUACCCGGAGCUCACCGGCUUCCACACCGAGCUGCACUUCCUCGACAAGGCGGGCACAGUGUCCCUGGACGGGGUGCUGCAGGACGUGCGGAGCCUGCAGCAGGGCAUGGAGCUGACCCGCAGGGAGUUCAUGAGGCAGGACGACAGCCCCGUGCUCAAGGACUUCCUCAAGGUCAACUCCGAGGUGAUGGAGAAGCUGCAGGCUGACAGCAAAACCGCCAAGGAAGCCUAUGAGUCAGCCGUGGAGUAUUUUGGGGAGAACCCCAAGACCAGUCCCCCCACCACCUUCUUCCCCAUGUUCAUGCGCUUCAUCAAAGCCUACAAGAAAGCAGAGCAGGACAUUGAGCUGUGGAAGAAGCAAGAGGCCGCAGCCAAGGAGGCAGAAUCCGGCUCCCCUGGCAGCGAGCAGCAGCCCGAGCUGCCUGUCCAGAAGGCCAGGAGGCAGCAGAUGGACAUGAUAGCUGAGCUGAAGAAGAGGCAGAUGGUGAAGGAGCCACUCAUCUACGAAGGCAAAGAUGGGGCCAUUGAGGAUAUAAUUUCAGAUCUGCGGAACAACCCGUACCGGCGGGGGGACAAGGCCCGCGGCAGCGCCAAGAAACGGGCGGCGGGGCAGAGCCUGCAGGCGACGCCGGACAUCGCGCUGUGACCGGCGCCGUCCCUGCAGCGGCAGCGCAGGGCCAGCACCGUCCUCCCGACGCGGAUGGGACCGCAGGGUGUCAGUCCCUGGGCCCGGGGCUCGGCGGGGUGGAGGGACAGUGCCCGCUCCGAGCUGCUCCAGCCGCUUGAUGUGCCAGCUCUGCCCGCCUGGGCCGGGCACAGGCACCCCCGGCGCUUGCUUGGCCGUGUCCCUGAGCUCCUCUCCGCAGCCUGGCAGGUCGUCCUGGCUACAGGGAAGCGCAGAAAGGGCUCCAGCUUGUCCUGGAAGGAAAAGAGAGGCUGUCCCAUCCCUAUCCCCGCCCUGUGUCCUUGUCCCACCCUCGAUUGCCGCUGCGGGAGGGGAGGGGGUGUCAGCCAGGGACACAGCGCUCCCCGCACAUCUCUCCGCACAUCUCAGCUCACAUCUCCCCCAGCCCGCAGAGCCCCCCCAGAGCCGCGUUCUCCUGCUGCAGAGCUCCCAGCCCGGAGCCAGGGGCUGGCAGCGGUGCUAUUUUACAGGAUUUUAUUAAGUCUUCCUUCAAAUUUCUCCGUGCUGCGGCAGCGGGGAUUGGAACUCCCCCACGCAGGGUGGCCCCAAGGCUGCGGCGAGCAGCGCUGGGGAGGCUCCGGAGCUGCGACAAUCAGCAGCAGGGACAAGUUUCUCUGCGAGGUGGUGGCACCUCCGCCCACCUGCAUCCCCAGCACCCCCAGCAGCCUCUGGGACGAACCGGGACUGUCAGCCCUGCGGGGCUCCCCGUUCUCUCGGGUGGGACACGCAGGAGAUGCCGGCAGUCCCAGCCCCUGCUGCCGCCUGCAGGAGCGGCCCCGGAGCCGCACGAACCUCUCGGUACCGGCCCGGACCCGGCUGUCUCUCCCUGCCCUGCCCCGCUGCUGCUGUGUAACCCCGCAGUGCCGCAGUUAAACCUCUCCUGGUGCAUUUACCCCGCUCCUCCCUCCUCCUGUCCCUCCUCCCGUCCUUUCUCGCUCGUCCCAGCUUCAGCCACAGCAGCCGCUGCUUCCUGCUGUAUUUAAGCUGCUUCAGCGCCGGCUCCGUGUCCGGGGAGGGAUGGGAAAUGAAUGUGUAACUUAUAAAUGCCUUUA
Messenger RNA from Camarhynchus parvulus, 4074 nucleotides. It is a transcript of the gene FMNL1, whose product is annotated as formin like 1. Gene Ontology annotation, molecular function: small GTPase binding; microtubule binding; actin filament binding. The transcript is spliced from 26 exons. The coding region runs from base 62 to 2983 and encodes 973 amino acids. NCBI's taxonomy places the organism in Eukaryota, Metazoa, Chordata, Aves, Passeriformes, Thraupidae. Gene Ontology annotation, cellular component: cytosol; actin filament. Gene Ontology annotation, biological process: cell migration; actin nucleation; regulation of cell shape. The record is from RefSeq and is a predicted model, not a curated record.